Messenger RNA from Styela clava, 1037 nucleotides. RefSeq names its product surfeit locus protein 2-like. The record is from RefSeq and is a predicted model, not a curated record. NCBI's taxonomy places the organism in Eukaryota, Metazoa, Chordata, Ascidiacea, Stolidobranchia, Styelidae.
AAGGCUGAAGGAAGAAACCAACAAAGUGGUUAGGAAUGACGUGAAGUAAACGCCGCCACCGCUUGAGUAAUCUCAUACCGGUGACACGCAGCACUAUGAAGUAUGAAUGUUCGCGAAACAUGUGUGACACCAUGUCACUCAAAUCCAAAUGCCUUGAGAAGAUUACCGGUAUGGCUAAUGAUUUUGCAAGGAAAAUGUGAAGGACAAAUUCCAGAGAAUAAUAUUGAGGAUUAUUUUUAUUACUAUUCCAUCAACUGCUCACUCAACACUGAAAAUGGCAGAAGGGGAUCCUGGCAAAAUAAAACAUACUAUUGAAAGUCUGCUUAGCGAAAAUCCUAAUUUAAUUCGUACAGAAGAAAGGGUGAGGUGCAUCCUCACUGGACAUGAGGUUCCAUGUAAACUGCCUGCGAUACAACAAUAUUUAAAUGGAAAGAAAUAUAAACGAAUGACAAAGGAUUUACAUGAAACAUUUAAAUACAGUGAUUAUGAACCAAUGAUUGCGACAAAUGUGAAGAAAGGCCAUGAGAAGCAUUUAUUCUGUACUCUUACAUUACGACAUAUAAAUAAAACACCAUUACAUGUUCUACGUCAUGUACAAGGAAAGAAAUAUAUUCGAGCUAAGAAAAGAUGGGAUGAGUGUCAGAAGGAGGGUACAAAGUUUGUACCCACACCAUACUUAAACAGACAACAUGAAGAUGCCAAUGAAUCUACUUCGGAUGUCACGGAUGAGAUGCUUGGUGGUGGUGUUGAUGAUGAUUCAGAUAAAGAUAGUUUGUCAGAUUUGUAUCCAGUGAAAUAUUUAAAAGAUCUUUCAUUAGAUGAGAAUGAAAAUCAGCCACCUGUUGCGGAAGUUAAACCAGCAGAAACAUCUGGAAGAAAACGGACUAAACCCCCAACCAAAAAAUCGAAGUUUUCUAAACCAAGCAGUAAAAAAAAGAAAGCUAGUUUAGUGGUUUUCGAAUGAUGUUCAAUCGUGAAAUAUACAAUGGUUAUUAUAAAUACUGCAUUCAAAAUGGGGUCGAAAUAAAUAUUGUAUC